This is a messenger RNA of Daldinia vernicosa, 1871 nucleotides long. RefSeq lists its product as uncharacterized. The record is from RefSeq and is a predicted model, not a curated record. The coding region runs from base 99 to 1475 and encodes 458 amino acids. Lineage: Eukaryota; Fungi; Ascomycota; Sordariomycetes; Xylariales; Hypoxylaceae. The transcript has 5 exons.
GGUCUCAUCAGCCAUCUACAGAGGUGGGGAUUUCGUCUCAGCUGAAGCCUUGACUGGCCGACUGGGCAGUUAGAUAGCCGGUCCCGACCUGCACCAACAUGAAACCCGCCCUCAGGCUGGCCACCUUGAGUUAUGCGAUCACUAAUGUUGAUGCUAGCUUACUAUUUCCAUCUGCCCGUCGUAAUGCGGGGAAGGGGAAUUGGGGUCCGGCUAAAGAUGUUGUCGCCGUCGCCGCCGCCUCUCCAAUAGAUCCUGUAGGAUGGACUCCGAAACCGACUGCGCCGCCGGCGGCCGAGCCGUUCGAUUUUGAACUUCGGAAGAGGCAGGAUAGGACUACCACCACAAUUAUCGCUAGUGUUGCUACGUGCGGGUUCCCGGCUGAUAAUAUCAGCGCGCCGGCGAUUACGUGCGGUGGGGGAGGUUACUGUUAUGAGGCACCGGCAUCUUUUGCUGCGGGAUGUUGUACCGAGACGAAUCGUCGAAAUUGCAGAAUACCGACGACAUGCUUGGAAUCAACUAGAUUGACAUCUUCUAUAACUGAUACUGCUAGGACACUACUCUGUGAUGAACCAGCACGACCUCAUUGUGUGACUUAUUUAUACAACGCCGACUUCUUCGAAAAUUUCAAUGGGGUUAGUUUUCUGGCAUGCGGUGAGGAGGCAGGGUCUAGUAUAAUCGCAACUAGUGCACCGCCGAACUGGGCACCACCGAGCGAUAUCACAACUACUUUUCAAUAUACGUCCGAUCGAUCUCAAACGAGUACCGAUCCUACCAAUGUCGUAACUGUCACCGUUUCCCCGAGCUCGAGUUCGUCAUCCCCAGACGGAGGAGUCACACAUCAGGAUGGUAACGGAUCGAGUAGAACUGGGGCUAUUGCUGGUGGAGUUGUUGGCGGGGUUGCCGUACUCUCACUGAUAGCUGCUGUCAUCUUCUUCUGUCUACGCCGACGUCAGCGUAAGAAGAAUGAAGUGGGAGGCAAGGAGAUAGAAGGCUCGCCUCCGUUUCAGCCGCGAGAUUUCCCACGUAAUAGUGUAUAUGGCGGAGGAUUGCCCGAGCCUCAAUACCAGUCAGACUUCUACGGGGAAUUACCGCCGCAGAUGGCACAAGAAUCGACCCAACACGUUGUAGGCUACCCGCCACCUACUCACUUUGAACCAGUCGCCACGGCUAGGGACGAUACGGAUGAUAGAGAUCAUAGGGGGCAUAGGGAGCAUAGGAACUAUAGGCAUUCUCAGGUGCAGGCAAUUCCGUCUACCUUUGUCCCGCGGUCACGCAAGCCGAGCCAGGAUGAUAUAGUAUCACCCAUUACUCCUGGUGACCAAUUAAACCCUGCCGACGACCCAGCAACGUACACAUGGAUCUCGAACCCGACACCACCUCCGCAAUCAGACUACCCUCCACAAUCAGACUACUCUCAGUUCAGCCCACCUCCACCGUCACAUUUUCAGUCGUACCGACCAUAUCCCGGAACAUAAAGAAGGCUACCGGCCGUAAGAUGAAAUAACCUCUAUGGUAGCCUAACUUGUCGCUCGUUUAAAAUACCUAAAGUUUUUAUAAUAUUGCAUAUACGGAAGAGGUGAGGAUAGGAUCUGACUUGGAAUAUUACUCGGAUGGCACCGGACGGGAUGGAGGUGACCUUAAAAAAUAUAUGUAUGACGCUAGGUACGUUAAUAUGUUGACGAAUUGACGAGUAAUAUUGAAUGUAUCUACGAUUAUUAAAUCCUAGUCUAUCUAAUUAGGGCUUUGUUAGGUUAAGCUUGGAUUGAUCAAGUUCUACAUAUAGUAUUGUAUACUAUCUGAAUUCGCUAUAUGGUAUAUUAUCCAGGGCAUUAAUAUAUACACACUUAGAUCAUAACCCCAGUAACUUUAGG